This is a messenger RNA of Schistosoma turkestanicum, 1434 nucleotides long. The record is from the annotation of a GenBank genome assembly. Lineage: Eukaryota; Metazoa; Platyhelminthes; Trematoda; Strigeidida; Schistosomatidae.
CUUCUGGUGUAGUUAUAAAAUUGAGCUCUUUAAUCAAACAAUAUUUCUAGACAUAUUUAUAAUGACAUAUCACGAGAAUUCUCUUGUUAUGGAUGUCGGUUUACUGGCUGACUUGUCUAGAGAACUUAAAGAUCGAAUAUGUGCAGAAACUUUCCAAAAGCUCCAAAGACGAACUGAUAGAGAGCUAUUCAGUGUUAACUGCGAAGUGGACAGAGUUCUAAGAAAUGAGUCCUAUAUAAGAUCGAGACUAUAUUCACUCAUUGAUAUCCGUCAAACAGAUCACAAACGAAAUAUGAAGAUCAGAAACAAUUUGUGGAAUAAGAAGUUACUACUCCCCUCCAGUGAAAAAUCGCGCAAAUCUUCUGACAAGAGCUUUAUUUUUAGGAAAAUGGAACUGAGGCCCAUCUAUGACAAAUCGUGGGAUAGCGAAUAUUUACAGAACUAUCCACUGGAUCUAGUUGUUCAGUCGGCUCCACCAAGGCUAACAUCAGACCAAUUACCUACCGUGAAUAUGAAAAGUGGUCGACAGUUAUUUACCGCACGAAACUACAAAUCCAGGAAGAACGAAAUUUUUACAAACGAUAAUAACAAGAAGCGUAUAUCUGAAAGUGUAUUAAUUAGGCCAAAAGAACAAGGGAAAUUUGUAAACCAGUGGCGUCCAGAAUCUAAUCCAUUGAGCUGGAGGGAUAUAAAAUUUACAAAUAUUAAUAGUGAAGCCAGAGGGAAAAGCAGAAACCGAUUAUGUGGGGCCUUUAACGCAACAUCGUUCCAGUUAAUCUAUGGACAACAGUCUUGAUUUAAAUAAACGCCCUUUUCGGUGAUAUACGCCUUCUGUUUGAAAUAUUAAUAGUCGAAAAAUCGUUAAACGUAAAGAAAACUGUACUUCAAAAAUAUUUCAACGAAGUGUCAUCUAAUCAACAGAAUUUUAUUUAGUGGAUAUUUCAAAUGUUCUAAGGGACUGGAAAGUAUACUUUAUACCCGAAACUGUAUAUACAUUCAUUGUUCUACUGGUAAACACUACUCUUAACCUAAUCUUCGUACCAUUCUUCUUUAACUUUCAUUAUUUCAUUUGAAGUUUCUUCAUGAUAGUAGAUUUAUACAACAAUGCUGGUUAUUUUUUAAACUUUUUCUAAUGAAUUGACAUUCAUAACAUAGAUUUUAUAGCUUGCCAUUUUUGUAACUUCUAAUUUAUGAUUGUUCAACUUCCUGAAUCAGCUCCACGAGAUGUUCUCAUUGGUUACUGCGUGUUCUUAUGAGUAUUUUCCCUUUGUCUUCCAGUAAAAUAUUGACUUAAAAGUAAUCGGAUUAUUAUGUAGAAGAUUAUUCGUUUAAUUAAGUCUGGACAAAAAUUACACGUAACCAUUGUAUUAAAGCUUCUAAAACCAUUUAUAACUUUUUUGAAGUUGAAAAGAUUUGAGCUAAUUAAUAUAAAAU